This is a messenger RNA of Porites lobata, 3692 nucleotides long. Lineage: Eukaryota; Metazoa; Cnidaria; Anthozoa; Scleractinia; Poritidae. The record is from the annotation of a GenBank genome assembly.
CCACGAAAUGACGUCACGUCAUGGACAGCGUAUGUUUUAUGUCGAUUCCAUGCCGUGUGUUUGUAAACAGAUAUCAUCAUGACGGAGAUGAAGGUUCGUUUGAAGCAAACUACAAUAGAAACGAGAGCGGGACUACUGUUCCACAAUCAGUCGCCACCUUCCCAGACUAUAUUUCCUUCAUCAUAGUGUAAAAUUAGCUUAAAGCCAAACUAAUUGAACGUGUAUUUUAACGUUUGGCGGUGACAAGAAAAGAACUGAAGUUGGGAUCCCGCUUUGAUGUUCAAAUCACUGUUUACUGUCCGAUUAGAUUACCGCCGGAAAUUACAACACAUCACAUGCACAUGAAAGGACAUGUGAUCAUCAUUUGCGCGGUUUUCUUAAAACGGUUAGAGCUCAUCGAUCGUUGCACAACUGCGAGUACGUUUUACAUUCGACUGUUUUCUUCUUUUCAAGUCCACGUCAAGUAAAUUCUUUCGAAGGUUAGUACAUAAUUCUUCCUAUUCUUAAAUGUUUAUUUGUUUCCUUUUUUAAAUGUGAUCUAUGCUAUAUCUUUUGAUCUUAUAAAACCGUGAACGACAUGUUGAUUGUUCGUGCAUGGAUUCCGUUGAAGUAAAGCCGUCCGUCUUGGCUUGAUUUUCUGUUCUCAAAUACAGUGUUUUUAAUUUAUUUCAAGGGUUACAAGCUUAUUGUAAAAUGGAAGAAGAACUAAAGAUUUUCAUGCUUAGAUCCGGAGUGAAGGAAUCAACAGUCGAGCGUCUUGUUAUAGAAGAGGUGGGUUUCCCGCGCCAAAAAAGUUGGCUCACAUUUUACUGCUCCUGAGCCGUGGAUAAAUCCAGAAUUUUCAACUUCAACCAACAUUUUGUAAAGCAAUCAGAGCAAGGAAGCACGUUUAAGCAUUGUGUUUUUAAAAACUGUAUGCCACCGAAGAGCGGCCAAGACUCGAGUGAACCGGCCUUCAAAACAGUCAAAAUAAGCAAAACAUUUUAAGCUUAAACUUAAUUAUACAAUUUACGUUUUAACGAAACCAGUCCUAACUACUGCUUAAAAUGACGAUGGAAAAGUUUAGUUCACGAAAAAAAGUAGCUUUUGCAGUCAUACCGGGAAAACCUUGAACACCAGGAAUAUUUCUGGACCGUUAUUGUCUCCAAGAGAAAAGUUAAUCAGGCGUGGGAAAACUAAACCGCCAGUUCUCGCGCUCUGAUCUUUGCUGCGGGGUUAAUUGUCAUGACACAAUAAACAUUCCUGAGAUACAUUUCCUGGUCCCACUGACAAUUGGUGUAUGUUGGGGUAAAUUGAAGAUGACAAUCAAUGCCCAAUCUAUGCAAUAAUAUGUGUAAUCAUUUCCUCUAGCUUGAUACAGAAGAUGACUUAAAUUCUGCCAGUGAAGAGCUUCUCAAGCAGUGUGGAAUAAGUGGCGGACAAGUUUUGAAAAUCAAAGUUGCCAUUUCAAAGUUUUUAGAAGAAAAAGCUAAGGUAAGUUCUGUUGCCCUUUGGUACGAAUAAGGUUCUAAGGUUCUUUAAGGGGGCUUGGGUGUUAGUAAAAUGUGGGGUUGGAGUCUAUCUUUGUUUAAAAGAAAAAUGCUUUUUGAGGGUUAGGGCUGACCCUUACCGUAUACCCAACCUAACCUCAAACCUAAACAGUAUUUUAACAGUAGUUAAACAGUAUUUAAAAAAAAAGAUAAACCCCAACCCUGGUCCCAACUCUGCUUUUUAUUGACACCCAAGGGACUUAUCUACUUAAGUGCAUUUUCCAAAACUCAAAAAAAUCCAGGUAGACCAGGCACCUUUUGCAACAAGACUGAUUUACUGAAAAUCAUCCCUUUCUGUGUGGGAAAGGUCUGACUGGCCAUUUCUGACAAACAGAAAGCCUCUGAUUUCUAAACAAAAAUUAUGAAUCUAUAUAUGCAUUUUUUAAAGGAAGUUCUGGAUAAAUCAGGACAGCUACCAGAGUCCCCUCUAAGUUGCACUUCAACUUCAAGUCAGCUGUCCUCUCCAUUAUCAUCUCCAUCUCCUGAAACUUCAAGUUCAUCAUCCGCAACUUGCUCUUCAUAUAAAUCAUCUCCUGCCACAUCCACACCCACUCACAACAAGAAGCCUGCCUUUAGUCAUUUUGAUCUGUUAACCUCGACAACACCCGGCAGCAGCACAAGUGGCACUUCUUGGAUCGUAAAUUACCAUCUUCCAUUAAGUGUAAGUUAUAUGUUUUGUAAUGAAACUGAACGUGAAAGUCUACUGUGCUCUUGUACUCAUUUGGACUGUAUGUUAGACAGAAGAGGACUUAAUACUUUAAAGGCAAAAUUAAAUCAAGACUGUAAAAAAAUAUAUAUGAUUUUUAUUUUUUAUUUUCAGUAAUUUAAAUCCUUCUUUGAAUGAAACAAAAAUUUUCUUUAUAACUAUGGAAAAUCUGCAUUUUCCAAGAUAACCUGUACACUGUAGUUGAAAUCAAAUAAUUCUAACUCAUUACGGUAAAACUCAACGUUUGCCACCAUUUUUGGCCAUUAGUGACUGUUGACAAGGAUAUGCUGUACAAGGAGAAUAAUUUAAGGCCGUCAUACUGAGUAAAUAUAAGAAAAUAUCACAGCUGUUUAUCUUAGUCACUCUCUAAGGGAUUUCCCUUCCAAGGGCACAAGGGGCUCCUUUCUUAUUUUGAUACCUGUAGAUCCUCUUAGGUUGACUAGUGGGACAUAACCCAAAUACAAUCAUUUUACUUUUACCCCCAGUUUUCACCUGCAGUCACAAAGGCACUUGCUGAGAAGAAAGUGGUAGGUGCCCGCAGAAAUGAACUUACAAGGGACAUCUGCAGUAGCAUAAGGGUUCACACAUUGUACCCUACUAAAGCUGAGAGGGAACAUGUGGCCUGUCUCCUUAUCAAAAAAUUCCCUUUCCUUGAAGAUGCUAUUGGAUCUGGAAUUGUAAGUUGAAUAGUGACUUGUAAUAGCUUGCAUUAAAUAAUUAUACUGAUCAACUGACUGACCAUGCAAACAACCUGAUCUUAAAAACUAUUUAAGACUGGAAUUGCAGCACGUGGCAAGUUGUUUCAGCAUUGGUGUCCACUUGCAAUGUUCAUAUAAGCUAAAUUAAUUCAUGGUUACGCUAUUGUUGAAUUGUUUUUUGCUAGAAGUGUUGUUUAUUCAAAAAAAAAAUCAAAUCAAAUUCAAAAUCUAAAUAUUAGUGCGAGAAUGAGUUGAACUACAUGUAUAUCAGAGAUUUUGAAGCCAUUCAUAAAAACUCGCAGUCGUGUAUUAUCAGGUUUACAAACAAGGAAGUACACUCCAGCUGCAUCUUUAAUCUGGGGUAUCAGGGCAUUUACAGGUAGCCUCUAAAUCUCCUGUUUACCUCCAAAUGUUUUAGUGGUAGUUCUCAACCCUUUCUUUUGUCAUUGUAGGGAAGUCUGCCUUGUUCUCAAUGGGUUUGCAGGUGCAGUUCUGUUUCAAGAUUGUUUUGUUAAUAAAAACGUUUUUGUUUUGCCCUAGGGUUCUUGGGAAACAGCCUUUAAGAACAGGUUCAAAAAUCUGAGAAAAACUGGCAUUAAAAGAGAGGGAGUAGAGAAGAAAGCUGAGGAGAAAGAUGACUUACCUGUUGUUAAAAAAAGAAAAAUUGACGAAAUCCCCUGUAUGCCGGAAGGGGAAACAAAAGAAACAUCACGAAGAGCACAAGUCGAUAAUGAAAAAAGAGAUGGCUCGUUCAUCUAA